Alternaria ethzedia is the source of this 702-nucleotide messenger RNA. RefSeq lists its product as uncharacterized. NCBI's taxonomy places the organism in Eukaryota, Fungi, Ascomycota, Dothideomycetes, Pleosporales, Pleosporaceae. The record is from RefSeq and is a predicted model, not a curated record. The coding region runs from base 1 to 702 and encodes 233 amino acids. The transcript is spliced from 2 exons.
AUGGCCAACAGCAUCGGAGACGCAAGCGGUACCAACAUCAACACCAUUACCCUGAUAGACAUCCUUCCAGUAGCCCAGAAACAAGGGGUUGAGAUUGCGAAGCUGCGCGACGAUCUUCGAGCUGCUUACCGGGAUGUCAACCGAUUGAACGCGGAGAACCGCGAGCAGCGCUCCACUAUCUUCACUGCCAAUCGGAAGAUCGAAGAGUACAACAAGGCAGAAGAUUUCGCGAGGCGUCUCAAGGCGGUGGAAGAGUCAGACAUAUCCACACGCCUCACAGCUGCAGACGCCCACCAGCGCUGUGCAGAUCUUCUUGGUCAGGCGAUAGCUGCAGAACACAAGCUCGCGAAGGCUGAGGGCGAGUGCGCAGAGUUGAGGACUUCCGUCAAGAACCUGACGGAUCAGAAGAUGGGGAUGCGCUGUGAGUACGAAGAGACGCUCGUCUCGUCCAAGGCGGAGUUUGAGGUCGCGAUGCGCAACGAGUACGAAGAGAAGCUUGUAUUAUCCAAGGCGGAGUUCGAAAUGACGAUGCGCAACGAGUACGAAGCGAAGCUUGUCUCGCUCAAGGCGGAGUCCAAGUCGGAGAUGGCAUUGACCGCACCCAUCCAGAGCAUGGUCAAAAAGCGCCCCUUCGGAGAGCUCGACGGAGCUGAGUACGACUUCAUCACCUUCAGUCUGACCUCCCUGCUAACGAGUGGCUAG